This is a messenger RNA of Cyclospora cayetanensis, 1152 nucleotides long. RefSeq names its product PHD finger protein rhinoceros. The transcript has 5 exons. The record is from RefSeq and is a predicted model, not a curated record. NCBI's taxonomy places the organism in Eukaryota, Apicomplexa, Conoidasida, Eucoccidiorida, Eimeriidae. The annotation marks the transcript as partial. Gene Ontology annotation, biological process: regulation of transcription by RNA polymerase II.
GCAGCCUCUGCAUCUGCAGCCGCAACAGCCGGAGCAGCCUCUGCAGCAACACCCCAAAUUCAGACGCGCACGCGGUCUGUACCGACACGCGCGGCGACUUACAGCCUUCGGAGCAGCACGAAAGUUUCCCGAAUCCGCAGCAGCCACAGCCGUGAAAGCAGCAGCAAGACUGCUGUGCAAGGGGCUAGUGGCCAUCGAUGUUCCUCUUCUCCCAACGUAACCAAGGUUUUGGGGAAAAAAAUCUUGACUCCUGCUGCUGCUGCCGCUUCCCCUUUAGGAAAGAGGAGACGCGCCGCUCGCUUGAGGAGGACACAGCAAAGAAUUUCUGCAGCUCAAGCCUUCUGGCAGAGAAUCUUGGAAGAGCUUUCUGAAGCUCCUGGGAAGUGCGACGUUUGUGGAGGCGCAGAAGCCACAGAGGAAAACGCCAUUCUGUUCUGCGAUGCAUGCGAUGUGCCCGUCCACCUGAAUUGUUAUGGCGUUGAAGCUGUCCCACCAGGAGAUUGGUACUGCGAUUACUGCCAAGAUGUGCUAAGGCAAGAGGUAGCGGCGGCCGAAGCAGCAGCGGGAGAGGCCUCGCAGCCAGCAGCCGCAGCAGCGAAAGCGGCAAUGGCUAGUCAUCUCCCUGCACCUAGCAGCAGUAGUAGCAGCAGCAGCAGAGGCAGUCGUAGCACAAAAAUGCGGCCACAGGAAGAUCUCCACGCACCCUUCCCCCGCUGCUGUUGGCUCUGUCCCAGACGCUCUGGCGCGCUUGUGCGAACUGUGGAGGGCCCUUGGGUGCAUGUUGCAUGUGCUCUCUGGACCCCCGAGUUGGAAGUAGUUAGCCGUGGAGCAAGCGCAGCGUCUCUACCUGUUGCCGCUUCUGGCGGUAUGCGGGCUGCCGGAGAGCCGCUCCCGGGAGUCUCUACAAGAGGGAGCAAUCGCAACUGCGGCAGCGAUGAGGCCUCCAAGGCGCUCAGCAGUGACAGCAGUCAAGGGCCAUCAUUUCAAGGCAUGCAAAGUGGAUGUACUGCCGGCAGCACACACAAAGUAAACAAUACUGCUGGUGAUCUGAGGUUGUUGCAGUUGUUGCUCUUGAUGUGGGAUACGUCUCGCGGUUGGGGCAACACGGUGUGCGCUGCGGAGGCAGCAAAGGCCCCUUCGGCAAGCUUGUAG